Messenger RNA from Leishmania mexicana MHOM/GT/2001/U1103, 1263 nucleotides. RefSeq lists its product as hypothetical. NCBI's taxonomy places the organism in Eukaryota, Euglenozoa, Kinetoplastea, Trypanosomatida, Trypanosomatidae. Gene Ontology annotation, molecular function: tRNA binding. The coding region runs from base 1 to 1263 and encodes 420 amino acids. The transcript has a single exon. The record is from RefSeq and is a predicted model, not a curated record.
AUGCAGUUCGUGAUCAACUCCUCCUCCAUCCUCGCGCCGGCGUUGCAGCAUGCUCUCGGGAGCGCCUUGAGUGUGCCGGCGCUGUGCAUCGAGAUGUGUGCCGAGGGCCCACACCGCGUCACAAUAGAUGGGAAGACCUUCCGCGGGCUGCAGCCGUUUCUGCAGGCGCUGCGCCGCACCGCCGUGACGCCGGAGCAGAAGGCGUUCCUCGGGGAGGACGAGGAGCAGGUGUCGUUGGUGAACCAGUGGGUUGGCGCGGCGGCGGUGCUGGACGCCGAUGCCGCGCGCGCCGUUGGCGAAACUGCCGUGUCGGUUGCCAAGGCUCUCUACAGUGAUGUGGAGCGGAUUCUCCUGGCGAUGCCGAACGCAGCCUCGCGCUACCUUACCGGUAGCGAGCGCGCCACAAUGGCCGACGUGCUCCUGUACGCCGCCGCCUUCAACCACUCGUCCCACACGGAGGUGCUGCCAACAACCAUGAAGUGGGCUGCGUACGCGCAGGAGGACGCCUACCUGGUCCCCAUUCGCUCGUCGGCCGUGAAAACGGAGGAGAACCACAACGCCAGCAAGGCUCACGGCGCGGCCAAGGUGCAGGUUUCCUACGUUAAGCCGUCCGAGGAGGAGAUUCUGCGGCGCCGUGCGGAGAAAGAGAUGGCGAAGGCGGAGAAGGCUGCUGCUGCGGCGGCAGCGGGGGCGAAUGCAGCGAAAGCUUCAGCAAGCCCUAGCGCCCGUGCACCAGAGGGCAAGAAGGCCAGUAAGACGGAGCUGGAUUCUACGAGCCUGUACGUGCGUGUGGGGCAGCUGACAAACUUGCGCCGCCACCCUGACGCCGACCGGCUCUACGUCGAGGAUAUGGUGCUCGGUGACGAGACACGCACCAUUGUGAGCGGGCUGGUGGAGAACUAUGCGAUCGAGGAGCUGGAGGGCACGCAGUGCCUCGUCGUGUGCAACAUGAAGCCGAAGCCACUUAUGGGUGUCACGUCGCAGGGGAUGGUGCUGUGCGCCAAGAGGGACGCGGAAGUGAAGCUCAUCCGUCCUCCGGCGGGCGCCAAGCCAGGCGACCGCAUCCUCUUUGGUACCUCAUACGACGCUGCGGUCGCCGCGGCUGCCGCGCCGGAGCCGAUGGCGGUCAGUAAGAUGAGCGAGGUUCUCUCUCACCUGCAUACAAACGCCGACGGCGUCCUUUGCUGGAAGGAUGAGCCUGCGCGACACCCGAGCGGUGCGGCGGUGGCCAUUGUGGACAUGGCAAACUGCCCUGUGAGCUGA